AUGGUCCGCGCACUCGAGUUUUAUUCGGGCAUCGGGGGCUUGCACCUCGCGCUCGCGCAGAGUAAGAAGGUCAAAGGCUCGGUGGUGCGCGCAUUCGAUUGGGACCAGGCUGCUUGCCGCGUAUAUGCGGCGAAUCAUGGUCAGAAGGACAUCGUGAGAAAGGUCGACAUUUCGUCGCUCACCGCGAAGGAACUUGCGGAGCUGGACGUACAGCUUUGGCUGCUUUCCCCGUCUUGUCAGCCUUAUACUGUCUUGAACCCUCUCGCAAAAGGGGCAGAAGAUCCACGAGCCAAGUCUUUCAUCCGUCUCGUUGAGGAUGUGCUGCCAGAGCUGGUCCGCAUGCGUGUGCAUCCACGCUGUAUGCUCGUGGAAAACGUGGCAGGUUUUGAGACAUCCUCGACCCGCAUUCGCCUGCUCACCACGCUGAAGAAUCUUGGCUAUUCCACGGUCGAGUUGCUUCUGACGCCGUUGCAGUUUGGCAUCCCAAACUCGCGGCUUCGGUAUUAUCUUCUUGCUAAAAGCGACUCCAUGCGCUUCCCCCACGUAGACGAGCUGCAAGAACGCGUUUGGCGACAUAUACCCGGGCAUGGACACGACUGGACUGAUACACGCACAUAUGGCGAAGGAGAAGUCGUGGAUGCUCCCGUCGCAGCCCUCCGGGAGUACCUCGAUGACGAUAUUCACGUGAGCCCACACCCGCAUGCCAUCCCUGAGAAGGUGCUCGAAAAGUGGGGUCGUCUCUUCGACAUCGUUCUGCCGUCCGCAACACGAACCUGCUGUUUCACUCGAGGGUACACCAAGCUGGUCGAAAGAGCGGGAUCAAUCCUGCAGGAGAACGAGGAGCUGGACCGGGAGGGCCACGACGAUGCGGUGCGGCUUCUCGAGCCCCUGCGUCUGCGAUACUUCUCGCCCACCGAGCUCCUCCGUCUCUCCGGCUUCUUCCCCACGCGCAAGGAGACAGGCGCAAGGGUCGAUUUCGUUUGGGCCGAGGACAUCUCGACGAAGACGAAGUACAAGCUGAUUGGGAACAGCGUGAAUGUACGGGUAGCUAAAGAGCUGAUCGACUACCUGUUUGAAUGA
This is a messenger RNA of Epithele typhae, 1080 nucleotides long. RefSeq names its product S-adenosyl-L-methionine-dependent methyltransferase. The transcript is spliced from 6 exons. The record is from RefSeq and is a predicted model, not a curated record. Lineage: Eukaryota; Fungi; Basidiomycota; Agaricomycetes; Polyporales; Epitheliaceae. Gene Ontology annotation, molecular function: methyltransferase activity. The coding region runs from base 1 to 1080 and encodes 359 amino acids.